Messenger RNA from Nymphalis io (European peacock), 4253 nucleotides. RefSeq names its product rab3 GTPase-activating protein regulatory subunit (gene Rab3-GAP). The transcript has 9 exons. Gene Ontology annotation, molecular function: protein binding. Gene Ontology annotation, biological process: regulation of GTPase activity. The record is from RefSeq and is a predicted model, not a curated record. The coding region runs from base 209 to 4204 and encodes 1331 amino acids. NCBI's taxonomy places the organism in Eukaryota, Metazoa, Arthropoda, Insecta, Lepidoptera, Nymphalidae.
AAGUGCAUGACGCAUUUUUGUUAGUCUCAACUUUCAUAAAAACUGCUUAGUGCUUAGCACAAUUUUACAGUGACAGUCUGACUCUGACACAUAGAGCUACAGCUAUAUCUACUAGUCUAACAAGUAACAGCUGACUUGAUUGACUGAACAAUCCGAACAUUACUUAGAUAUUUUGUUAGAUUAUUUAAAAUAAUAAAAUUAUUAAAAUAUGUGUAAUGUAGAGCAAGUAGCUGAUUGUGGUGAUAUUUUGACAUUAGGUAGAGCACUUUUUAUUCCAGAAAAAGAAGAUGAAACUUGGCUGUCCAAAUGUUCAGUAUCAUUGUCAUCUUGUGGAAAUUUGUUAGCUGUAGGGUAUAAGAAACGUCUAUGUUUCCUAACUGCUCAAUGGAUAAGUUCUAUUGAAAGUAACACUUACUUAGUAUCAUGGAGUGGUACUCUUCCGACUGAAGUAACAUCAAUUCUAGCUUUGUCUAUUUGCCCUACACAACAAUCAUCUCAGAAUGGUCCUGAUUGGUUUUGUAUUGUUGUUGGGUUUAUAAAUGGGAGCGUGGGAUUUUACACCAAUACAGGACAUUUAUUAUUACUUGAAAAGUUAGAAGAGAAGCCUGUUUCUAAAUUAUCAUGCCAUACAGGAACUUUUGGAACACUACCUGAUGAUAUACACAUAAUCUUUCAAAGUGGUGUUUGUGUGCUCUCUGGCUCAAGUUUGUUUCAAACACUUAGAACUGCCAAGGCUCAAUUAGCUAAAGUUCAAGCUGGUAUUUUAGGCGAAUAUUCUAUAGAUAGUAAAAGUAUCCAAAUACGAAAAUGGACAUUUUCCGAACAAGAACAAAUCAAUGAUGCUGCAGUUGUUGGCCUUGAUUUAAAAAAUUCUUUUGAACAUUUCUUAGCGGCAUCAACUUAUGGGGGAUACGAGACCUGGUAUCGUUCUAUUCCUCCUUUAAACACUUUAAUUCUUACAUCUGGUGUUGUACCAUAUAUUGGAUUUCAUUAUGCUUUGGAGGGUGGAACUACACCCCCACUUCAAGAUGUUGCCAGAGCAGUUGCCAAUAAAAUUAAGUCUGCUUUACCGGGUUGGCUUGGUGGAUCGACCGAAAGUGCACCAUCAAAUACUGAACCUGUUAUAAGAGCAGAGCAGUUGUCUAUGCGGAAUGGGGUAUUUGACUCUCAGAGACACGGCACUUCAGUUGUGAUAUCCCCAGAUCGUCGCCUUGCAGCUUUCACAGAUAAUUUAGGAAGAGUGGCUAUUUUGGAUGUCACUAAAGGCUAUAUCGUAAGAAUGUUCAAAGGCUGCAGAGAUGCUCAGUGCGCUUUCAUCCAAAUUUUUGAUGCUGAAAAUAAGAAACCUCAACUUUCUAUGGUUAAAGAAAUGCGUAGAGCUAUGUUUCUUAUCAUUUAUAAUCCAAAAAAGGGUUUAAUUGAUAUAAGAUUGAUGCAAAGAGGAACUAGAGUAGCAGUUUUCACAGCAACGAAAAAUGGGAAACUUUUAUAUAAUACUUGUGGAUUAAUAGGAGCAGAAAAAAGUUAUACUCACAAAAAACUAAACUUGCCUGAGUUCCAAUGUGUACUUAUUGACCCCGAUGGAAAAUUAAAGAAAUUUAACAUUCCAUUUUACUAUUCGCUGGGAGGUGAACAUUUAGAAAGGUCUAAAGAUCUCCAUGUAUUAAGAGGCAUUCGUGACAUCAUAAAAAAGACAACAAAAUUAUCAGAAGAAGCAAAAGUAGAAAUUAUAGAAAGUGUUGAGAAAUUAAAUACACUGGAGAUAAAAAAACAUUGCUUGGAAAUGUUAAUGAAAUCCUGCGAAUCAGAUAUAUUGAUUGCUUGUCUAGAACGCUUUUGGAACAACUUUUCUUGUGAAGACGUACUGAACAAACACGAUGAAAAAAUUAAAAACUAUUUUGGCAAUUUAGCACUGGUGACACUUUUUCAUAGACGUAUAUGCAAUGAAGAUGUUGAUGAUAUGCAAGAUUUAGUUGUUAAAGUACGCGAGGAGUUUGGAGUUUCAGAUAAAAUUGAUAAUGUUACUAACAAUCAAGAAGAUAAUCUCGAAUUUAAUCUUUUGGAAGAUGACAACUGUAUAUUAGAAAGAUUAUUCAUUUUGGCUCAAGAAAGAGACUUUAAAGAACAUCAGGCUAAAGUUACUUUCGCAGAUAAUCGUAUCAGUACGUACAAAGACUUUGUUUCUUGUUUCGAAUUAGAUCAGAGAAAUAAAUAUAUCUCAUUGAAACAAGAUAUACCGACUGAGAAAUUCAAUAAUUUAUCUUGCGAUAUUUUUAAAUCAAUCGUUAAUUUAAAAGAUUAUUCUAGACUGAGUAAUUUUGUCAAGAGUAGCAGAGUCGAUCCGAAAGAAAUUGUAAAGCUCGUCAUUACACACUUGAUGAACAUGUCACUUGAACAGAUAAAUGUAGAUUUAAUUGAAAAUAUUAUAGCAGUUCUUUAUUAUCUGUGCAGUGCCACAGAGGAAGCAACUGAUAUAAUAUACAAUGAAAUAUCUCCAUGGUGGGAGAAUAUUCGCAUAAUGUUGGUGGAACAGCCUUGUCCUUUGAGAAGCAUGAUAGUUGCAAUGGCAUGUAAGGCUGUUGUAAAAAUUUUUGAAACUAAACCUUCAGAAAAAGAUGAUGCAUGGGAAUCCGUGACCAAGGAGAAUGCUAAAUGGGGUAUAUUAAUUGGCAAAUUAGAAGAUAUAUCUAUUUUAAGCAUUGUUUUAUUGUUUAAAGCAGAAUUUAAGGGUGAAUCGAUACCGAAAUUGCCUUUCGAAGACAUAAAUAUUAACUUGAAAUACAUUUAUUCUAGAGGAAAAGGUUCAAUAACUGAGUUGAUUGCUAAGUGGCUUUGUAGUAUGGGUGUGCCGCCGUCUUCAAUAGCGACUAAUGAGCUAAUGGAAAAAUAUGAUCCAGUAUUAAAUUCGGAUCCAAGUUCUUUAGAGGAAGAUGAUAGAGCAGAUAUUCUGUAUAUGGAAAAUCAACGCCACUUUAUUGAUGAUAAUCCACAAAUAUUUAAAUGGCUGUCACUCCUUCGGCGACAAUUUCCUCUUAGCACGACAACUGACUACAUAAUUGCUAAUAUGUCGUGGGAAUAUGCCAUGGACUGGCAGAAAUGUAUGAAAAAAACUGAUAAUUUAGAAGUGGUUAUACAUUGCUUGCAAAUUAUAACAAACGUACGUUUAAGGUUGGGCAUGUAUUCAAUUAUUUGGUCAACAUACAUAAAACACGUUUUUGAAACAUGUUGUCGUCUAGUCAAUAAAGUAGGGAAAUUACCUAAAGAUCAUUUAUGUUUACAAGAUGUCGGAUUUAAAAGUGAAAGUUUAUUAAGUUUCUUAAAAAGUUGUUCUCAUUAUUUAGACGAGUUCUAUUCUUGUUCUACAAUGUUUUCUGAUGCAGAAAAACAAUCUGUACAAUUUGAAAAGAUAUGGGACGAAAGCGUUCCAUCUUUAGUUGAAGUAGCACAAGAUACUAAAAAUGAGAAUAGUGAAAUACUAAAAUUGAACUAUCAAAUAGCUUGUACACUUUAUUAUCAAUGCCACUUUAAAUUAAAGUUUUCAAAGCCUUUGGACAUUCUUUACGAUAUCGAUUAUCAAUAUGUUUUGGAAGCCCUAACUGGAAACGUUAUACAGCGCGAUGUUACCGCGAAAUGUUCAGAAAAACUCACGAGUCCUAGAAUGAAAUUUUUAACGAAACUAAUUCGAAAUGCUAUCGAAACUAUAUCUUGUGAGGAAAACAAUGAAAAGUCGUUAUCAUAUCAUGAUGAAGAAUGUGUACUUUGGAUUCAAAAAAUAUGCUCUCUUGCUGAGCUAUGGGACAUCGACAAUAAUUUUGUAUUUCGGCAGGAAGUAAUUGGCUUAUACCAUAUGGGCUAUGACGAAAUAGCAGAGUCUGUACUGAGCAUGAUUAAAGAACCAGAGUUGCUGUUAGUACCAAUAAUAGCAAUCACAAUACAGCGUCUCAAACGAAAUUUGGAAAAUUCUAAAAAUCAGGCAGAAUGGAUUGUAUCAAUGCCACCCCAACUUUACAAACGACUACAGAAUACGGUUUUAGAUACAUCAAUACCGGCUAGCCCGUCAUUACCAACAACAGUACUCGUUUUACAAAAAAUAUUAUCUGAAAUCGAGAAAAAGUCUUCAGAAACGGAAGAUCUGCAGCAAAACGUUAAACUGUCUCGACUUAUAAUUGAAAGCUGUGAACUAUUAAUAAGACGUAAAUUAUAAUAAAGUUAUAUUUAUAAAAUGGUUAAUUAUAACAUAUAAUAAGGAUGUU